CGCCUUGGUGGGCGGGUCUUCAAGCAAAUCUUACAAAAUGGCGACUGUUGUUGUUUUGCCGCAGGGUCAGUGAAUAUCAGCGUUUUUUCGCUAUAAAAUUUUGCAAUCACUUGCAGAAUUGCAGCCAUAAAGCCGCAGGCGUACCAAAGGUCGUCUCCGAGUGGACUGAAAUGAAAGGUAAAGAGCGGUCGCCACUGAAAAAACGCUCCCGGGCCUUGGACGACAUUCGAGACCGAGGAGGAUGCCACCCGAGCAGUAAGAAAAUGGGGUCUCUUUCCGCUUCGGGUGGAAGUAAUAAUGGAAAUAGCUCCGGUAAAAGCGACUCGACGAGGAGGAGUCUGCUCGGCGAGAAAAGGGACAGAGACUUCGACGGACACAGUCGGACUGGUAAUAACCACAAUUGUCAGCCCGGUGCCGUCAGUAAAAACCACAGCCUGAGCUUGUCCCUGGAUUUAGCCUCGGCGAGAAACACUUCUCGCGGGGAGCAGCGGCUCCAAGCGCCCGGUGCGGAGAGUGAGUACAAAACCCUCAAAAUCAGCGACCUCGGCACUCAGCUCAGCGACGAAGACGUAGAAGACGGACUUUUUCACGAAUUUAAGAAAUUCGGGGACGUGAGCGUCAAGCUGAGCCGCAGCAACGACGAACGGAUAGCCUUCGUGAACUUCAGGAAGCCGGAGGACGCCCGGGCUGCCAAACACGCCAGGGGGCGGCUGGUGCUCUACGACCGGCCGCUCAAGAUCGAAGCGGUGUACAUCAACCGGAGGAAAAGUCGUUCCCCGGUCGAGAGGGACUUGUACGGCGCGGCGCCGAGCCACAGACACUUGCAGAGGCCCCUCUCGCCCACCGGCCUCGGAUACCGAGAUUACCGACUACAGCAACUGGCCCUCGGACGGUUGCCCCCUCCUCCGCCGCCCCCCUUGCCCAGAGAACUCGAACGGGAACGGGAGUUCGCCCUGUUUGAGGCCAGAGCUCGCCCCGCGUUUAUUGCAGAGCGAGCAUCCUUCCGUGAGGAGGAUUUUCUUUCACCAGAGGUCGACCAAAGAGCUAAUCGGACUUUGUUUUUGGGCAACCUGGACACGUCUAUUACCGAAGUGGACCUGAGAAGAGCGUUUGACAUGUUCGGUGUCAUAACGGGGGUGGACAUCAAAAGACCCAACAGGGGUCAAACCAGCACGUACGGCUUUUUGAAAUUUGAGAACCUUGACAUGGCUCACCGUGCCAAGGUGAGCAUGUCUGGGAAAAUAGUGGGCAACAAUACCAUUAAGAUCGGCUACGGCAAGGCCACGCCCACUACGCGCCUGUGGGUGGGUGGACUUGGACCUUGGGUCCCCUUGGAUGCCCUUGCGAGAGAGUUUGAUCGCUUUGGCACAAUCAGGACCAUAGACUACAGGAAGGGGGACACCUGGGCCUACAUUCAGUAUGAAAGUUUGGAUGCCGCACAGGCAGCGUGCACACACAUGCGGGGCUUCCCUCUCGGCGGCCCAGAACGAAGACUUCGUGUUGACUUUGCUGACACGGAGCAUCGUUACCAACAGCAGUUCCUACAGCCUCUCCCGAUACCUCCCUUUGACAUGGUGGCAGAGUCGUUUGUCCACCGCGCCAUGCCAGAACCUCUGAGGGUCAGAGAUCGGACUCCCCCGGCGAUACACUUCAGAGAUAGAGAGCUCUUCCCUGGCGGCGAAUGGCCCAACCCGUCUAUCCGUGAGCGGGUACGGGCCUCCCCCUUUGACCCCCUGGAGCACUUGGAACGUGAUCGACGGGUGCGAGAGCACUGGUCUUUGGAGCGAGAGCUGCAGGGGCGAGAGCCUCCUCGCAAGCGGCGCUUACUGGAAGACGGGCGCCAUCUCGAUCACUCCCCUGAAAACUCAGAAAGGACAGUAAGACGUCGGCGCGCCUCCCCGGACGGCAGCCCCGGGGGGAGCAGCAGAGACGGACGCUUCAGCGACUCGGAGCGCCCUGUGCGUGGCGACAGACCCUCCCCUGUACGGGACCGCCACAGCAGCCUUGAGCGAGGCGGAACUGAACGCAGACUCAAAAGCCUCUCUGACAAGGCGCCGUCGAGCAGCAACAUUUCAGCAGCCGGAGAACGUAAACGCAAAACAGUCGACGGUGGCAAAGGCCCGGCGAAGAGAGAUCGCUCGGAGAGCUCGUCGAAAAGCGGACAGCAGUCCAAAUCGGACGGCAGCAAGCUGAGUUUGGCCUGGCACGGAAUGCUCCUCCUUAAGAACAGCAACUUCCCAGCCAACAUGCACCUGCUGCAAGGCGAUCACAGCGUUGCCAGCGACCUGCUCAUGGACGGGACCACGGGCAAGCAGGUGUGCGAACUAAAGAUCACCCAGCGUCUCCGCCUGGACCAGCCCAAGCUCGACGAGGUUUCCCGGCGCAUCAAAGUAGCCGGGCCCGGCGGCUACGCCAUCCUCAUGGCGCUUCCUGGCAGCACGGAGGAUUCGACGUCCGACACCGCCGUCUCAACUCAGCGGCCACUUCGCAACUUGGUGUCCUACCUCAACCAAAAACAAGCGGCAGGAGUCAUCAGCCUGCCUGUGGGAGGGAGCCGUGAUAAAGACGCCACAGGGGUUCUUCAUGCUUUCCCUCCCUGUGAUUUCUCCCAGCAGUUCCUUGAUUCCUCUGCCAAAGCUUUGGCCAAAAGUGAAGAGGACUACCUGGUCAUGAUUGUGGUGCGAGGAGCAUCUUAAAUCAAAGCAAAACACACUAAGUCAAAGAGUGUUAAAAAAAACAACAACAACAACAAACUGCUGUAUGUCAGUAACCAUUGCAUGCUGUGUGUUUUACAUUAUGGGCUACACUAGUGUGGUUCUUGAACGUAGUAUGUUGUCAGGGUAACAACUAAAACAAAAAACACUUGCCUUUCUGCUACCUAACAAAAAGGAUGUGUGUGCAUUUUGAAUUUUGGUAGGCAUGUAUCAUACCUCAAAGUCCAAAAUAACACAGCGAUUCAUUUACAAAUAUUUUAAAAUGGGUAGCAUUUGGUGAUUAAAGUAACCAGACGAUGUAAAAAAAAUAGUAUUUAUCCCAAUCUAAAGCAAUUAAAUAAAUGGACACAAUAACAUUUCUAAUUAAGCAAAAAAUGUGAACGACACAAAUAGAGGUUCACAUUGAAAAGUGUUAAGUUGGCAUAUUCUCAACAGUGUUCAGUUAUUCUGACCCGUAACUCACAUAUUGUUAUUGUGUCUACACGUGAAAUGGACUUUAUCAUUGUUGCUCCACACUGAUGGAUGUGUGCAUGUUCUAUACUUCAAAGUUCCAUGUACAACCAAAUACAGUUCAUCAUUUGGUAAAGUGUUUUAACAAAGCACCUAACUUGGUUCCAAGCUCAAACAUGCCACAACUCCCCUCAACAAAUGUCCUUUAUUAACGUUUAACGCUUACAUUUAUUUUUAAUAAGCAGAAGGGCGCAGAGUUGGGACAUGUUUGAACUUCCUAUUUGUAAUGUGAGGGUCUUUCUAGUUCCAACUAUACAGCUCUUAUAUGUUUCAGCUACAUUGUAAACUUAACUGGUGUUGGAGUCCAUUCACGUGAUUAUUAAAGGUCUGGUACACAUUUUUAAUGUGCAAUUUCAAUGUUUCAAAGUCAGCUGUGGCAGGUACUGUAAAUGGACUGGUCAAAACCAUAUGCACCAUCUAAAAAGAUAUUUCAGCAUUUAUGAAGUAUUGCCAUGUAUUAUGAUUGACACUCAGAUACGUAUUCAGUUUUGUCAUUGCACAUGUUUCAAACUGCACUGCAUUAUAAAUAAAUAAAAAAAUAAAGAUGGGCAAUUAUUCAAAAACAUCUUAACAGGAUGCAGUGCAGUUUGACACCGCUUCCCAACUACAAGGUAGUGUUAAUUUUGUUGACUAAAAAUGUUCAUCUUGAUUAUCAUCAACAACCUAUUUUCCCCUGACUAAAACGGGCCUGGUGAAUUUGGUUUGUUAAAAGCUCUGCAAUAUCCUUAAAGUGGUUUCAAGACAACUUCAAAGAUGCGUACACUUUGUAUUUUAGUCAACAAAAUUGACUAAAAUGUUGAGGAAUUUAGUCGAAUAAAAGUAAAUCAAUAUAGAUAAAUAAAAAUGACAAAGUAAAAACUACAUUUUCAAAAGACUGUGAUUAAAACAGCUAAAUUAACACUGUUGACGAUAACUAAGACAAACAUUUUUAGUCAACAAUUUUAACACCGCUGCAACGUAGUUUAAUAAUUCAAAACUAUACAAAAUAUUUGUAUAUUGCUGGUCUUCUUAGAUUGUGCACGUGGUCCCACUUUACUUUAGAAAUUUACAAUAACACAACAUAGUGAUGAUGCAAAUACUGACCUGUUUUCACAUCAUGCUUUAUUUUGUGCAUCCUUUUUAUAGAAAUGGCUGUCAUGUGUAAUCUAUAAACAUCUACAGUUGACAUGGAUAAAACAAACAGAAAAAAAAUAAUCGUAGAACAUUUGUUUCGAUAUUUUGACUAAGUUUGUUUGAUUUAUUGCUCUGAAAGUUUAAAAGGUCCUUAAGAAUUCAAAAGCAGUAUCAGAAAGAUCCAAACCUGAUGUGUGUUCAGUUAGUAGGUCUGUCAUUUUAAUAUUUUAACUACCUAAUGCUAAAAUCUGCUUUUUUUAAUUUUUAUUUUGAAGUCUAUUCGUUAUGCUUGAUUUCAGCCAAGGCCUGCCGAUGACAGCAUUGUUGUAUGUGUGACGUCAUCACUUUGUCAACAUGCGAGGACUUGAUGUUUGCUCACACUUUGUGACGACGACAUGAUGGUGAGUCCACACCGGUGCGGCGGCUUCAUUCGAGCUGUGUUUGAAAAGUGGGCAAAUUGUACACGUUGAUGUCACGCGGGAAAAAGGAAAGCCCGCGACGAGCUGUUCACGUACCUGCAAGUGCAUCUGGGCACUUAAUGUGACCGAUUGUCAAUAAAUUGUUCAUUUGAAGGGAAACCUGUUUCUUCGAUGGAAGUGAAUUGGAGAAACAAAAAAAAACGGCCGUGCCUUGUUGUGUUUCCCAGGAGUCGCGAAUCGUUGUUGACGCGCAGGGGGGGAAAGAAGGGAGACGACUUCCUGUUUGUUAGUUGCAGCGAGGAGACAAGACCCCUCUUUGCACUGAGGGCCACACUUCACACGUGGCACGCGGAGGAGCCCCGGCCUCCUUUCUUUCUUGUGACAGGAGGAGCACCUUGUCACCUUCUGUGGGCGGUUGUCACAGGUGUGGGUCCAGGAAGUCCACACGUGGCCCCUCUGAAGUAUCCAUGUGUUAUAGGAAUAUUAACCUCCGCUGACGAAGAAGCUCUUGUCAUCCAUUCUCAUCCGAGUUUCUGCAUGGAGGUCAAAUAUGAGCAAGCCCUUUUUUUGGGGGAGGAAUCCACACCAAGGACACCUCCUUGCUCGGAGGAGUUUGCUCUGCAAACACACUUUUUUAUGUUUAUGCAGGAAAUACCUCCCCCCCCCCAAUCCAACAUUUCCCAUUGCCAUCCAUCUUAGUAGAAUUCAUGUGCCGAGGAGGGGCCGGUCUUGAGGAGCGUGGAGCACCACAGCUUGCAGUCAGGCAACACAACACUCCACUUCCACACCGCCACUUGGCACCAGGAGUCGAACCAGCGGAGGGGUGAGUAAGGAGGACGGCGCUGCCUGCUGGUUUUGUAUCACUAGACCGGGCAGCUGUGGUGAGUACGACUGUGAUGCAUCAAUGGAUGGUUAUUUGCGUAAAACACAAUUCUCUUCCUGCUUUCAAAGUACACACCCAAUUAUUAGUACACACACUGCACAAUCUAAUUAGAUACACACUAUAGUGCCCAGGUUCACAAUAUUGUGUACUUUGCAGUGGGGUAGGUAUGUGAUGCAUCAUACUGACAACUGUUUUGUGUUGCACAUAUCACUCAAAAUAUGCCACUAGAACAAUAGACUCAUUGUAUGAUUAAUAUCUUAGAGCAGAGGUGUCAAACUCAUUUUAGAUCGGGGGCCACAUGGAGAAAAAUCUACUCCCAAGUGGGCCAGUCUGGUAAAAUCACGGCACAAUAACUUAAAAAUAAAGACAACUUCAGAUUGUUUUCUUUGUUUAAAAAUUGAACAAGCACAUUCUGAAAAUGUACAAAUCAUAAUGUUGUUGUUUUUUUUUUUACACUUACAUGUUGCGGUCGAUAGUAUUCUUUCUUUAUUUGUCGUUAUUUAUACUUUCUGAAUAAAUUAUGUGAUAAUGUUCAUCAGUCAACUCAUUGGUGUUAAUUUUCAAUCUAUCAAGAUAAAACAAUUAUAUCAAAUUUAUAAUUACAGUAGGUUAUGUAUGUAGUUUGCUCAAUUUCCUCGACUGGUGCCCUAACAUGUGGUUUAUAUAUAUUUUUUUACAUAUGUAGCAUCAUCUACAAAGAUACAAAUAAUUGCUAUUGGGACAUCUAAUGAACACAUUUAGAACAACAGUUUCUUUCAUUCCAAAAUUUUGGCUCAUUUUCAUACUUGGCAAACUCAUCCCGCAAAACCUGUUUGCGGGCCUGAUCCGGCCCGCGGGCCGUACGUUUGACACCCCUGUCUUAGAGUAUCAGUCGAAACAAUCCAAAUUAGGUAUAAUUCUGUCGUGUCUUUGUCAAGUCACUCAAAUAUGUCAGUCUUCCACUGAUCUGAUGCAAGUGGGACACGUGCACGGUAAAGUGAUCUUCACUAGGCCUUUACAACUGCACUCUUUUUAGAAAGACUGUCAUGAGAUAAGGAACAUAUUUUAAACAAGGGGUGUCCUAACUUUUUCCGGUGAAGGCCAAUGCAAUGAAGAUCAAUAUAUGCCAAACUGUCUGGACAAAACAUCCACAUUUUAGCUUUACGGGGUGGGUAACAAAGCAAAUUUGUGUAUUAUUUCAUCCAAUCUUCUUUUUAAAGUUAAAGUCCCAACGAUAGUCACACUCACACUAGGUGUGGUGAAAUUGUCCUCUACAUUUGACCCAUCCCCAUGUUCACCCCCUGGGAGGUGAGGGGAGCAGUGAGCAGCAGCGGUGGCCACGCUCGGGAAUCGUUUUGGUGAUUUAACACCCAAUUACAACUCUUGAUGCUGAGUGCCAAGCAGGGAGGCAAUUGGUCCUAUUUUUAUAGUCUUUGGUAUGACUCGGCCGGGGUUUGAACUCACAACCUUCCAGUCUCAGAGCGGAAACUAACCACAAGGGCACUGAGCAGGUCAGUUUUUAUUCUUAUUAUUUUUACUAAUAUUAUUAAAACCUCUUCAAUGGCUUGAGCUCGCUCGGAAACUUACCAUAUAUUGCAAGAAAUGUGUACAUGUUCAUCAUGACAGGACACCACAAAUCACAGGUAUUAAACCCAAGGCCUGAGGGCCAAAUGUGGCCCAAGAGGCUUGAAAUAUCGUACGUCAACAUAGCACUUUCUGGCUCAAUACAUUUGCUCUUUAAAUUUUGUCAGAAAACAAAAUACUGAAUGCAAUUGCAUAUCUUAUAAACAUUAUUAUUAGUAUCUGAUCAUGCAACAAAAUAUUUAUUUUAGUAAUCAGAAAUAAAUACUUAAAUAUCUGCUUGCCGUCUAGACCAGUGGUUCUUAACCUGGGUUCGGCGAGUCGGGCUAUGGGGUUCGGCGGAGGUCAAGACACACCCGACUCAUCGUGUAAAUAAAAACUUCUCCCUAUCGGCGUAUUACGGAUACGGCAACAGCAGAAGUCAGACUGAUUUGCAGGUGUGUAAUUUGUUGUGAGUUUAUGCACUGUGUUGGUGUUGUUCUUUGAACAAGGUGAUGUUCAUGCACAGUUCAUUUUGUGCACCAGUAAUAAAACAUGGUAACACUUUAGUAUGGGGAACAUAUUGACCAUUAAUUAGUUUCUUAAUAACAUGCAAAUUAGUUACAUAUUGGCUCUUAACUAGUCAUUAUUAAGUACAUAUUAAUGCCUUAUUCGGCAUGGCCUUAUUAUAACCCCAACCCUCUAACCCUAACCCUAACCAAAUAACUCUAAAUUAAGUCUUUGUUACUUAGAAUAUGUUCCCCAUACUAACGUGUUACCAAAAACAUAUAACUUGUCUUGAAUUUGAAAAAAAAACAUUUGAUUUUUCACUAAAGAAGGGUUUGGUGAAUGUGCAUAUGAAACUGGUGGGGUUCGGUACCUCCAACAAGGUUAAG
Messenger RNA from Entelurus aequoreus (snake pipefish), 8074 nucleotides. RefSeq names its product RNA binding motif protein 15 (gene rbm15). Gene Ontology annotation, cellular component: nucleus. Gene Ontology annotation, biological process: regulation of alternative mRNA splicing, via spliceosome. The coding region runs from base 171 to 2696 and encodes 841 amino acids. Lineage: Eukaryota; Metazoa; Chordata; Actinopteri; Syngnathiformes; Syngnathidae. The record is from RefSeq and is a predicted model, not a curated record. The transcript has a single exon. Gene Ontology annotation, molecular function: mRNA binding.